AUGCCUUCACUUUCAUAUUUGGAUAUAUCACAAUGUCCCAAAUUGAUUAGUGUUCCCACAGGGGGCCUUCACUGUCUCACAGGUUUAAGGAUAUUGGAAAUGGAAAUCGGUCCUUUCUCAGAGAUGGUGGAUUUUGAGGCAUUCCAAUUGAUUUUUAAUGGCAUUCAGCAGCUGUUGUCCCUUCGUUUAUAUGGUGUUGAGAUUAGCAAUAUUGCAUCAAGCAACAAUACCCAAGUGUUCCCGUCAUUGAAAGAACUAGUAUUGGAGGAUAUGUGUAGCCUUAUUGAGUGGAAGGGAGAUGAAGUUGGAGCAAGAAUGUUUCCUAGGCUUGAGAAGUUGAGGAUUAAAGACUGUCCAUUGUUAAAAAGUACUCCAACUCAAUUUGAAAUCCUCCGUGAAUUAAGCAUUGAAGGAGUUGACAGUGAAAUGCCAUUGUUGAACUUGUGCAGCAACUUGACAUCUCUUGUGGAUCUUUAUGUUAGUAAUGUGAAAGAGCUCACUUGUCUUCCAGAUGAGAUGCUACGCAACAACGUUUCUCUUCAAUACAUAUCAGUCUUCGACUGCAGAGAUUUUCGUGAAUUUCCACAAAGUUUAUACAAUCUCCAUUCUCUUGAGAGAUUAAUGAUUGCCAGCUGCACCAAUUUCAGUUCUUUUCCUGUUCCCAGUGGAGAUAACUAUUUGACUUCCCUCCAAUUAUUUCAGUUAUGGUAUUGUGAUGGAUUCAUCAGCUUACCAAGUGGAAUGCUAGAUCAAUGCCGGUCUCUAGCGUUUUUGAAUGUCAGCAACUGUAACAACUUAGUUUCCUUGCCUUUACAUGUGUGCCAAAUGCCUUUACUUUUGUAUUUGAAAAUAUCACUUUGUUCCAAAUUGGGGGCCUUCACUGUCUCACCGGGUUAA
Messenger RNA from Solanum stenotomum, 897 nucleotides. RefSeq names its product probable disease resistance protein RPP1. NCBI's taxonomy places the organism in Eukaryota, Viridiplantae, Streptophyta, Magnoliopsida, Solanales, Solanaceae. The transcript has 2 exons. The record is from RefSeq and is a predicted model, not a curated record. The coding region runs from base 1 to 897 and encodes 298 amino acids.